This is a messenger RNA of Sardina pilchardus (European sardine), 1324 nucleotides long. RefSeq names its product C-signal-like. The record is from RefSeq and is a predicted model, not a curated record. The transcript is spliced from 6 exons. Bases 307 to 1080 code for a protein of 257 amino acids. NCBI's taxonomy places the organism in Eukaryota, Metazoa, Chordata, Actinopteri, Clupeiformes, Clupeidae. Gene Ontology annotation, molecular function: oxidoreductase activity. Gene Ontology annotation, cellular component: cytoplasm.
AGGGUGGGGGAGGGCAGCACUGACAGCUGUUUACAUGCUAGUUUCCACUUUCCACAUCGCUUUCAUGCCCACCAUCCUUCUCUCAUCGGCUGUUGCUCGGCCCAGUUUUCUCCGCCCAUUAGAGAACAUGACUUUACAGAAAACAUCCCACGCAGCUGUUGUAACGUAAAGCUUUAGAGGUGACCGCAGCCCUGAGCAAACACUUCAGCUUAUAAAUGGGAUAUUAAGCCGCCCUUAGAGUCUAUGGCAGAGUGAAAGUGCAUUGUGCAGAGUAAGAGAACGAAAAGCGACUGACUGAAAGACAGCAUGGCAGGAAAGGCGUGCAACGUUCUGAUCACCGGGGCCAACCGUGGCCUGGGACUGGAGAUGGUCAAGCAGCUGCUGGAGAAGCCGAUCCCUAACCGGAAGAUCUUUGCCUGCUGCCGUGACCCCAGCGCCCCCAAAGCCCAGGGUCUGCAGGAGCUGGCCAAGAAGCACCCUGGAGUCGUCCAUGUUAUUCGCCUUGACACCACCGACCCAUGCAGUGUGAAGGAGUCCGCCAAGCAGGUGAGCUCGGUCCUGGGCAAGAGUGGACUCAACCUGCUGGUGAACAACGCUGGCGUGCUGGCCCAUGGCACCAUGCAGACCACGGGAACCAAGGAGAUGCAGGAUGCCUUCAACACCAACAUCAUGGGGCCUAUGAUGGUCACCAAGGAGUUCCUUCCAUAUCUGUGUGAGGCGGUGAGGAGCAGUGGGAAGACGGGGAUGUCCUGCAGCAGAGCGGCCGUGAUCAACAUCUCCACGACGCUGGCUUCCAUGGCAACCGUUCCUGAGAUGUACUCUUUCUUCCCUGCCAUCUCAUACCGCAUCAGCAAGGCCGGUCUGAACAUGUUGACAAUCUGUAACUCAGUGGAAUUCAAGCAAGACGGGGUCCUGUUUACCCUCCUGCACCCGGGAUGGGUGCGCACGGACAUGGGGGGAGAGGAGGGUGCCAUUGAUGCCCAGGAGAGUGUUGGUGGUCUGCUCCGUGUCAUGGAUUCCCUGACGGAGAAACAUAACGGAGCUUUUCUGGACUACGAGGGGAAACCAAUGCCCUGGUGAUGAUGAAGGAAUUAACAAUGUGUCAUGGCGCCAUAUGUUGCAACUUCAUCUGUCUGGUUACCAACUAGCUCAGGCAUCAAAAUGAAUAUUUGUUGUGGAGAUGUUCAGACUAUAUGUUUGGUUUCCUGUUACUGUUGUACUCACUCUCUUUCUGUAAGUCGCUCUAGAUAAAAGCGUCUGCUAAAUGAAUGAAUGCACAUAUACAUGUACUGUACUAUUAAGACAUGCAAUAAAGUUAGAUUAA